AUGUUUUCCUCCUCUAAACAGUCAACAAGACUCAUUGAAACGACGCAAUCAUGCAGAAAGAUUGUCACUCUAAAUGAUGCCUCAGGAGAGAUAGAAAUCAAGUUCUGGGGAAACAAAACGUCUCUAAGUCCUUUUGAAGGGGGAACACAUCUUACAGUCACAGCAGUCAAAGUAGAUUAUUAUGCAGGGCGCUGCUCGUUAAAUUCAACACCAUCAACAGCAGUUCAGCUGAAGGAAGACUUUGAUAGUUUACAAGGCGAGAUAGAGGCAGCAUGUUUUGAUGAUGACAAUUUGUCCAUCAUGGUAGGAAACAACAUAUUCAACAUAAGUGACACCCUUCUGCGAAGAAUUUUUCCAAAUCUGAAAUUCUGUCCUGGAAAAACACUGAUGGCAAUUACUUCAUCUAAUCAAAUCACAGACUUGGUGGAGGUAAACAAUGAUCAUGAAGAUUAA
Molecule: messenger RNA, 453 nt
Organism: Saccostrea echinata
Lineage: Eukaryota; Metazoa; Mollusca; Bivalvia; Ostreida; Ostreidae
Exons: 4
Coding region: 1-453 (150 amino acids)
Source: RefSeq, a predicted model, not a curated record